AAUAAUGAUCGGCAUAAUAAAUAGAAGCCAGCUCUAUUAAAAUACUCACUCUUAAACUGUGCUUCAAAUAGAUAACAACAAAAAACAAAGAUUUGAAAACAAAUAUUCACUCAAAAUGCUAGAUAUUAUAAAACCAACGACGUACGAAUUUGAAAUCGAUGAUGCACUCGAUUCGCUUGACUUAUUAAAACCAAACAUCGUUACACCGCUACCAAUGCAACAAAGCGGUAAGGCUGGGAGCACAAUACGUUUAUUGUGUCUCCUUACCGGCUACCCACCACUUCAAAUCGAAUGGUACUUAAACGGCGAACUCAUUUCUUCUCUGAAUGAUCAAAGAUUUUCAUUUGAGAACAAUACUAGAGCACUGGUUAUCAAAGAUUUGAAGAUGCAAGACAGUGGCUCGAUCAGUUUUCAUGCAAAAAAUAAAUAUGGCGAGAUAAGCAAUACUUGUUAUCUAAAAGUUGAGGGAAAAUCGUCGAAGAAAACAAAAGCCCUCUCUAUGUUACCAAUGAAAAAGAAGUUGACGAUGGUGAUGAAUAAAGGAAGAUAAUUUUUUAAAGAUGAAAAAUAGCAGGAAUUGGUGAAAUGUAGAAAGAACUCAUGAUCGUGUUUACUGAAGCAGAAAACUGUUUUAACUGGAGUGUUCCAGAAAACUUACUUUGAAGUCACGCCAAGCCACACUAUGAUUGUUGACUAUAUAUCAAAUUACAAAAGUAAUAGUUCACAUUAUGUGGGUGUCACCUGAUACACUUUGUUUUACAAAGAUUGGCAGUUAUGAUAUAAAAAAGCUUUGCUCAAUUCACGUAAAUUGGAUUUAAUCCAAGACAUUUCUAUAAAAGAAAUGCUAUGUACUAUUUUUAUUUUUUUGCUUGUUGUUUAUCUGAAAUAAAAUGUAAAUAAAAUAUUAGACAUAUAUUUAGCUGUGUAAAGAAUUUUUAAAAAAUCAUUUAAAAUACAAAAAUUAUUUAAGAAAAAAAAAAGUAAUUGAAAUAA
This is a messenger RNA of Hydractinia symbiolongicarpus, 993 nucleotides long. Its product is annotated as fibroblast growth factor receptor-like. Gene Ontology annotation, biological process: homophilic cell-cell adhesion; dendrite self-avoidance; axon guidance. Gene Ontology annotation, cellular component: axon; plasma membrane. The coding region runs from base 116 to 550 and encodes 144 amino acids. NCBI's taxonomy places the organism in Eukaryota, Metazoa, Cnidaria, Hydrozoa, Anthoathecata, Hydractiniidae. The transcript has 2 exons. The record is from RefSeq and is a predicted model, not a curated record. Gene Ontology annotation, molecular function: cell-cell adhesion mediator activity.